Penicillium cosmopolitanum is the source of this 288-nucleotide messenger RNA. RefSeq lists its product as uncharacterized. Lineage: Eukaryota; Fungi; Ascomycota; Eurotiomycetes; Eurotiales; Aspergillaceae. The transcript has a single exon. The record is from RefSeq and is a predicted model, not a curated record. Bases 1 to 288 code for a protein of 95 amino acids.
AUGGACGAUACCUCACCUCCGGCGCGCACAACGGUUCAUGCUGGUGUCCCGGAGUGCCGGUUUCGCAUGUUUCAGAUGCACUCCUUGCCAGCUCCUGGGUAUGCUCUUAUGCAUGCCAUCAAGAAUGACAGGGGGGGAGGGACCACCGAACACGAUGCUAAGAAUAGCGAUCGGACAAUCCUGGCGAUUAAAUGCCGUGACCCAGCUCAUGAGUACCGUAAUAUACUCAAGACCCUCCACCAGGAAAAGACUGCCGUGAAAGGAACAAAACAAGGUCCACCCCGUUGA